AUGUCUGGCCGCUCAUUGAUCGGGCAGCUCGUGCCCCUGGUUGUCCUCUUCAUGGUUAUCGGCGGCCUCGCCUUUGUCGGCUACCAGAUCUACCUAAGCGUGAACAAGAUCCAGGCGCAAGCGACCAAGAACAUUGGCAACAAGAACAUCACCUUCACCAAGGAUGGCAUGCGCGUUAACGUCAAGGAGGUGAAGAACGAGAAGUAUGUAGAUGCGACUCAGAAGGUCUUUGUGGACGUGUGGAACCAACACGCAAACAACAUCGGCUUGGACGAGCAGCGCAAGAGGCACAACUCAAAAUCAAAAUAG
This is a messenger RNA of Sporothrix brasiliensis 5110, 309 nucleotides long. RefSeq lists its product as uncharacterized. NCBI's taxonomy places the organism in Eukaryota, Fungi, Ascomycota, Sordariomycetes, Ophiostomatales, Ophiostomataceae. The record is from RefSeq and is a predicted model, not a curated record. The transcript is spliced from 3 exons. Bases 1 to 309 code for a protein of 102 amino acids.